This is a messenger RNA of Conger conger (European conger), 3591 nucleotides long. RefSeq lists its product as uncharacterized. Gene Ontology annotation, cellular component: membrane; cytoplasm. Gene Ontology annotation, molecular function: double-stranded RNA binding; tRNA binding; nucleotidyltransferase activity. Bases 113 to 2788 code for a protein of 891 amino acids. NCBI's taxonomy places the organism in Eukaryota, Metazoa, Chordata, Actinopteri, Anguilliformes, Congridae. Gene Ontology annotation, biological process: regulation of translational fidelity. The record is from RefSeq and is a predicted model, not a curated record. The transcript is spliced from 11 exons.
GAGAGAGAGAGAGAGAGAGAGCACAUCCUGGUCAGUCAGAGGAUACAAGAGAAGAGAAACCUCACAACUGAACUGACUGUUCUUUAGGAACAUUUAAAACUGCACGCCUGCCAUGUCCACAGGAGGGUUUGCCUCGGUCUUCUACAGUGAGCCAGCAGUUCUGGGGCUGCUGGCCAAUGUCUUCAGUGCCUUUUAUGUAGCGCUGCAGAACUUCGCCCAUGUGGCCACGGGCAAACCUGCACAGGGACUGGAGAACACACUCGCAGGUGUGCACCUGAUCUUGAUUGGAGGCGCGGUGCAGCUGGUGGCAGGGCUGCUCACCUUCCGUAAGUAUGACCACCUGGCUGGCACCACCUUCCUGGCCUUCUCCGCCCUGUGGGGCAGCUACGGCGCCACGCGGCUGGUCCAGGGCUGCUGGGACGGCUACAACAGCACGCUGGUCAUCACCAACGCGACGACUGGGCUCCAGCCCCCUCCCGUCAGCGAGUCGGCCACUGCUGGCCUGGUGGCCUACAUUAGCGUGGCCUUCAUUGUCACCUUCUGCUCGGCCACCGCCAGCUACGUGAUGCCGCUGGUGUUCGGCUCCAUCACGCUGACGCUGGUGCUGGAGGCCGUGGGCCUGCGGGUCACUGGGGCCCUGGCGGCUUCCGGAGCCUUCCAGCUGGUGAUCACGCUGGUGGGGCUGUACGGAGCAACGGCCCUGCUGCUGAAGGGCCUGUACCAGCGCCACGUCCUGCCCGGCUUCGGAAACGCCCUCUUCGACGUGCUGCUGCUGGGGGCCGCCGUCAAGCCCUCGGCCCACAAGCAGGCCAGGAAGGGCAAGGAGGAGGAGGAGAAGAAGAAGGACAGCAAGUACGCCGAGCCCUUCGCGCUGGGCAACAUGGCCGACACGGUGGCGGCCAUCGUGCUGGCCUUCCACGGCUUCGGCUACCCGGCCUCCUUCGAGGUGGGGGCGCUGUGGCUCAGCUUCAACGCUGCCGCCCAGCUGCUGGCCAGUUACUACGCCUGCCUGCGGGGCGACGCCUUCCACUGCACCAAGCUGGGCCUGCACCUGACCUUCUGGCUGGUGCUGAGCUGGGAGGAGUUUGUGGGCACCGUGACCCUGCCCUGGCUGGGUGUGGGCGCGGGGGACGUGGCGGAUGUGCGGAUGCGUCUGGCGGGGAACUGGUACUUCCUGCUGGCGUCGCUGCUGCCCUGCCUGCUCUCGCUGUGCCGCGACCGGCUGGAGCUCCUGCACAACCUGGCCUUCGCCCUGGUGACCCUCGCCGCGCUGCCCCAGAUCCCCCCCGCCUCCCGCGGGCCCUUCCUGGGCGUGGCCCUGACCCUGUACGCCGUGCUCAGCCUGGCCCUCUCCUUCAUCAGCUUGGUCAACUCCAUCGCCGAGAAGGUGCUCAUCCCCCGCGGGAACCGGCUGGUGGCCACCGGGAAGAUGCAGGAGGCGCUGUUCGGCCUGAAGCGCUGCCUCACACCCCGCCUCAUGCCCGUGCCCCCCCACCCCGCCAGCCCCGCCCAGCUCUCCGCCCGCCUGCCCGACGCACUCUUCUUCCUGUCCAAUGGGCUGGCCGCCUUCGCCGCCAUGCACCUAUCAGAGCGCAGGACCGACUCCGGCCUCCUGGCCCUGCCCGGGGUGCUGAUUCCCGGGGUCCUGCUGCAGCUGUACGUGGCCCGGCUGCAGGUUCGAGGAGGGCGCAGGUUUGGGCCCACCGUGCCCUUCUGCUACGCUGCCAUCUGGGCCACCUGGUCCUGGCUCAGGUUUGCAGAUCCCAUUCUCGGGGUCGCUAACUCCUCCAUACAUGCAUUCACUGCUGCAGCGGUGGCCUUCAUCAUCAUCAACUUCUUCAUCAUCAUCAUUGCUGCAUACAGCAACACAGUUUUGCUGGUGCUCACCAUCACCAUGGAGACCCUACUGGCCACCUUCUUCCUCUUCACCAUCAACAAGCCAAUCCUGGAAGUGGAAGUUGGGCUGCUGGCUUUAUUCGGCUUGGUGUGUCUAUACGGGGCGACAGCCUCAUUGACCAACCACGUCUUCGAGAAGAAUCUGUUUCCGAUGGGAUCAAAACUCCUCAGGUCAAAGCCCAAGUCCACCUCAGCCCCAGCAGCCCUUCCGUGCCCCUGCCCGUCCUCUGAGAAGACCAGCGGCCUGAAGACCAUCGCCUCCAUCCUGAACGGCGGAGGGGUGUGUGGAAUCCCCUCUGACACGGUCUACACCCUGUCUGCCUCCUGCGGACACCCGGCUGCCAUCCAGCGCAUCUACAACAUCAAGGACCGACCAAUGGAGAAGCCCAUCUGCCUGACCAUUGCGACUCUGCAGCAGUUGGAGGCUGUGGCCCCGCCCUUCAGCCCCCUGCUGUGGGAGUUCAUGCGCCACGUCUACCCCGGUGGCAUUGGCUGCAUCGUGAAGAAGGGGGAGUGGCUACGCAAGCUGGGCGUGGGCGAGGCCUAUGACUAUGUGGGUACCAAGGACUCCAUCAUGAUCCGCAUCUCCGACCUGACCGUCACGUCCCACCUGCUGAGCAUGACCGGCCCGCUCGCCAUCACCUCGGCCAAUCCCAGCGGGGAGCCCGACAGCACACAUCACGACAUGGUCAUCACGCGUCUGGCAGAGAAGCUUGAUGGCGUUCUCUGUGAUGGCGACUCCACUGAGCUGGUUUCUUCCACCGUGGUCAUCUGCACCAAGAUCGACGAAGGCACUCUGUCUUUUCUGAGGGAGGGGGCAGUGCCCAAAGCCAAGGUGCUCCAGAUAUUUGAAACGGUCAAGAACAAGAUGGCUGCCACACAAGAUGCCUGAUUACAUGGCUGCCACACGCAAAAAUGUCUUCCCUUGGUGUAUCUGAAAACGGUCUGGUCGGGGCAAUCUGACUCCUCAACACCGAUAUGUACUUCUGGGGGCAGGCGCACUGAUCAGACCAGCGGUCAACUAUGUUUUGAAAUACUUUAACUUCACAGAUGUUAUUACAAUGCAAAAGAGAACUCAGAGAGUCAGGUUAUAAUCCAAGUGUAAAAUGUGGAAGAAGAAUGUUGUUCUGUAUAUUGGUAUAAACAGAUGUGUAUUUCAGAAGACUGAAGAAUCUGCAGGAAUUGUUCUACUGCCUAAAAGUAUUUAAAAUAAUUUGGCCCAGGUCUCACACACACACACACACACACACACACACACAAACACAGUGUCGUAAGUCUAAUGUCUGCAGAUUGCUCAAGCAGACUGCAUGAAAUGUGGUCAGUGGUUAUUAUGAAAUGCAAAGAAGAAUUUCACACAAAAUUAGUUAGUCACUGAAAUGAAUGCAUAUAUUAUAUGAGACCGAGUGUUUAUUUAAUGUUUUAAUUACACAUACCGAUUAUACAGCACUAUGGACCAUACUUAUUUAAAAAAAAAGAAAAAAAGUUUUUUUUUUUGUUGUCUCAAUCACUGCAUUAUGGCUUGUACUUAGAGUAGAGGCUUCUGAAAUGUUUAAUAUUUGCCUUGUUUGUAAAUAAAGACCUGUCAUAGAUAUGCUUAAAUCUUGUACAAAACCAUAAAAUAAAUCUUAUCCAUAACUUAUUAACAAGAAUGAACAGCCAAACAUGGAAAAAGAGGAAUAAAGUUCUUGAAACACA